Melanotaenia boesemani (Boeseman's rainbowfish) is the source of this 1736-nucleotide messenger RNA. It is a transcript of the gene cenpx, whose product is annotated as centromere protein X. Gene Ontology annotation, biological process: resolution of meiotic recombination intermediates; replication fork processing; DNA repair. NCBI's taxonomy places the organism in Eukaryota, Metazoa, Chordata, Actinopteri, Atheriniformes, Melanotaeniidae. Gene Ontology annotation, molecular function: protein heterodimerization activity; RNA binding. The record is from RefSeq and is a predicted model, not a curated record. Gene Ontology annotation, cellular component: Fanconi anaemia nuclear complex; FANCM-MHF complex. Bases 1313 to 1558 code for a protein of 81 amino acids. The transcript has 9 exons.
AACAUGGAUGGGAGCCCACUCCACACGCAGUUGUUCUCCUUUGAAUUGGAGUACUUUGAAGAGGGAGCCUGCCUUACAUCUGCUUGUCAGUCAUGACAUCUGACAACAUUAAGACAGAACCUAAUAGAAGAGUGUUUCUACGUCUUCCAAAAAAAUACUUGGUUGAUUAUUUCCAAAAGACACCACUGGACCAUGGACUGUUUAUCAAAGACUUAAAUCCCAACAUAAAUGAAGGAUAUUUAAAGGCUUACUUUAGAGAAUAUGGCACCGUCACAUUGUGUGAGAAAUACCCCAAAUCUGCAAAAAAAAGGACAUGUGCCUUUGUGAGGUUUUCUACUGAGGACGAAGCAGACAGAGCAGACUGGGCUGGUCCUCACGAUAUUGGGGGGACAGAGGUGAUAGUGAAACGAGUUGUUUGUGAAAAGAUUGAGGAGACAUCAGAGACUGAGACGCAUGCAGUCCCUGUUAAAGCUGCACCACGCCGUUCCAUGGGUCUGGGCUACAUACUAGAAGAUGCACAGUGGUUAGAGAAUGAGUAAAAUAAAUACAAUAUAACUGUGUACAAAAACUUACUAUGCACUUCACAGUUCUUUUUUAUGAAAGUUUUCUACGUUGCAUUCUGCAUGUACUUUGACAACAUGCUUAUGCCAUUGACUAAUCACAUGUUCUGACUUUUGCACAGCCACUAAUGGUGGCUACACCGUGACUUGUUUCUUUACAAAAUCACACUAACACUGCUGAAAGGUGUAAAAAUUGCCCACAUUGUUGACUCAUAAUUGUGUUCUUAAGAAUAAAAAUAGAUUUAACAAGUUGUUUGGACUGUCGUUAGUUUGUCUUAAAGCACGUCUUCAUUUGGAGGAACAUCUCAUUAAAUGUGAAGACGUAAUGAACUACAGUCACAAAUAUAAUUUAAGCAGAAAAUAGUAUGUGGGGAAACUAGGUAAUUAUUAAAUUAGUCUGAGAGAACUAAAACAUUUUUUAUUCAAUUCAAAUCAUAGCACCACCAUUUUUACUUUUUUUUAAAAACUCAUUUUUAUUUCAUUUUUUAUUUGCACCUUAUUCUAAUUUCACUUGGACUCUUAUUUCUCUGUUUUCUAUUUCCUUCUUUCUCACUGUAUGUAAUUGUUUUAAGUAUAGACAUACAUGUCUAUAUAUGUUUAUUGGUGUUAAGGAGCACUGCACUGCAGUUAUUAAAGUGUUUCUGAUUCAGAUUAAAUAGGAAGCCGUAAUCGAAACAGGGCGGUUGUAGUGACGUCAAAUAUUAACAGCCAAUCCCUGCGCAGAGCGCCAACUUGCACUCCAGCGUCAAACUAUGGCGGAGAACGAGGAAGAAAUUUUCUUUAAAAAGGAAACCAUACAAAAAAUCUUAUCGAGCUCUUUCAAGGAGGACAAAACCAAACUAAGUGGUGAUGCUGCACUGCUCAUGGCAGAGAUGUUGAAAGUGUUUGUACAAGAGGCUGUGGUGAGAUCACUGAAACAAGCUGAAUCAGAGGACUGUGACCAAGUAGAGAUUGAGCAUUUUGAAAAGAUCCUACCUCAGCUUCUGCUGGACUUUUAGCACAACCACAAGAUGGAGUCAGAGUGCUGAUUUCCUCCACUUUCUUUUGCUUUACAGAUGUGUAAUAUUUCAUUACAAUUUCAUAUGUACCCAUAUCUACAUUUACAGUAGGAUUCUUGUUCUGUAUUCUUUGUUAAAUUUAUGAUUACAUGAAAAUAAAAAGAAACUAUGUUUUCCA